CGUGCAGUAAAACUUUGAUUAGAUUUGUUUUUAAAGACGCGAGGCACACUGACAAGCGGAUACGGUAAUGUCGUGACACUCCCUCAGUGUUGCAGCAGUCGUGUCUUGACUCUUUUUUUUUUUGCUGCGAGAGAGAUCGAUCGAUCGAUCAGCCGUGAUCCACGAAGUAGCAGCCAAGAGAGAAGCAAAAGAAGAAAAAGAGGAAUAAGACGAAGAAAAGCCAAGAGGGAAGCAGCAACAACAAAACAUACUUGUUGCACUACUCGUAUAUGCGAUGGCUAUCACUGCCGUACCAAGUUACUUGGGGCCCCCGCCCCUUCCACCCGGUAAACGUUUCCAGCAGAGAGCAUUGAAAAAAAUGUCCUCGACCUAUCAUAGCUUCCGCGAUCCCGCCGUCGAGGCCUGGAUACCGAAUGGCUUCAAGUCAUCUGAUCAUCAUCAACGACGCAAACCACUUUUAAGAGAUCAAACCAAGACGACGACGACGACGACGCCAACAACAACCACCACCAUCAACAACAAUCUCUACAGAAGUUGCUCCGAGGGGCACUUGAACUCGAAAAAAAGUCCGAUGCUCACAUCCACGCCUCUCGAUAAGUGCAUCAAGGCGAUUUACGGCAGCUGGAGAAAUCUCAUGCAACGUAAGUUUCCACUGGACAUAGAUAAUGUUUCCUCAUUUGUUGGCGGAAUGAACCGACCAUCGAAAGCUGUGACCCAGGUGAAGAAAGUGGCACCACCGGCCGUUCCCGAUGUAUUUCGACAUUCCGGCUCGUCCUUUGGUUCGGCAGGAUACGCGAGCAGUGAGGAUGGAUGCUUUUUAUCGAGUGGUACCGGAAGUGGAGGUGCUGGCGAUGACGGAUCCUAUGGGAUGCCAUCGGGAAAGAGUCCAGGGCCAAUUUUCACUCACCCUGGUUUCGCUUUCCCACCGAUCGUCGGCAAAUACGCCCACGCCGAGGAUCAAGGCAUCGACAUGACACAAAGCCCCGGAAGAGAUAGUCCUGGGAGUUCUGGCUCUGGAUCUGGUUCGAGGCACUCGACAGCGUCUCUUGAUUCUGGAAGAGCUUCUGGAUAUCAUUUAGGUCCCCGAGGACACGGUACACUCACAUCAUCACCAAGGUGUUCCAUUAGUUCACUUGGAAGUCAUCCCGAUCGACCUGGCGAUCUUGAUGUCGUUCAUGCUUGGCUGACCGAGCUUCAAUUCGAGGAGUACUUUCCUUUAUUUGCUUCUGCUGGCUACGAUCUCGCCACUAUAACUCGAAUGACCCCCGAGGAUCUCACAGCUAUAGGUAUUAAGAAGCCGAACCAUAGGAAACGACUGAAGGCGGAAAUAGAUAAUUUAAAUAUAGGAGACGGUCUACCAGAACAUGUUCCGGGUUCAUUGGAAGAGUGGCUAAGGUUAUUAAGACUCGAGGAAUAUCUCGGUGCUCUCCAUCAACAGGGUAUGCGUUCCGUUGAGGAUGUUACGACUCUCACGUGGGAGGAUCUCGAGGACAUUGGUAUCGUUCGACUCGGUCAUCAGAAGAAACUUCUUUUGGCAAUUAAACGAGUCAAAGACAUUCGUGCUGGUAAACGAAUUCAACCUUUGGAUUUGGCACGACUCCCACCACAUCCAGGACAAACGCAGGAUGUUGUCAUUCAACGUGGUGUUCCCGACUUGCCAUCGCCCGAUGAAGACUGCUCGUCACCGGUGCUAAGAUCCUUCCAAAGAGCUGGUAAUGAAACAAAUGCAAAUGCAACGUGGAGAAGUAUGUACGCUGCGCUACCAGCUGGGCUGGAUUAUAAUACAGUGGGUCGGGGGAAUUCGCGAGGAAAGUCACUCGAAAGUUUAGAAGACGCUCCUGUUACUUAUCCACCAUCACCCGCACCCGUGUCAUCACAUCCUCAAACCGUUGAUUGGCGGCCACGAAGUUAUGAAGACGGCGAUUUAACUCCGACCAACGAAGGCUCUAUCAUCGAAGUUGGAGGUGGAACUCUUCCCAGACCUAGACAUUGUCUGGUUCGACCCCGACCCGUUGCCAAGGUGCAAGCAACACCGGGACAAUUUAAAUCACUGCCAAGAGACUUUGUUGAUAAUAAAUAUCAGCUGACGUAUGGAUUGGAAAGUAGUCCUAAUUUAUCGAAACGACGUCCUCCAUCACCGCCAAGACGACAAAGUUCCAGAGAUAUGGGAUCAAAUGUUGGAGGUGGAAAUAAUGUGGGCGAUGUUGUGAUAGAUUGCAGUGGUCCUGUACCAACUGCAACGUGUGAUGAUCAUCAUCUUCAUCAUCAUCAUCAUCCACCGCCACCUGCACCUGCAGCACCUCCAUCGACACCGCCACAACUCAGUAGGCCGCCUUCCUCUAUGUCACGUUCCUGGGGAAGUGUCAGCGUCAAUGUCAAUGAAGAACACGAGCUUAUUGCCACUCUUGCCCUGCAGCAUCGUAAUGGAUCCGACGCUAGUUUCAAAUCGAGCUCUAGUACGGAAUCGGAUUCUCUGCCAUUUGCGAAUGAGAAUGCCGGCACGAUAAAGCAGAGAGCGGCAAGGGCCCAGGAAUACGUGGGAAAUUCAGGAACAAUUGGAAAUCAUUUGGUAAAUCAUCACACAAGUGGUGGAGAACCGGCGGAUGUUUUAAAUGAUAUCGGUAACAUGCUGACAAAUCUUACGAAUGAGCUGGACGCAAUGCUCGAGGAGGAAAAGCGUCAAGGCCUGAAUUCAUAAUUCACCAUCUGCCUUUGUUCGCAUUUUUUGUAAUUUGAAGAAUGUUGCCAUAUAUAAAAAUGACGAGAAUACCAGACUACAAAAAAAGAAAUUUUUUUUUAUAAUGAUCUUCGUCGACGUUGUAAUUCACAUUCCCGAAUCGAAGUUGUAAUUGAGAUAAGGGGCUAAAUGAGAAGAAUCUGGAGGAGUGGAUUAGGCACAUUUCCCCAUCCCCCCAAAAUACACAAGAGCUUAUUGACUGACUUUUUGAGGGACUUGUAUCCCAUGUUUUUGAAACAAUACCGAAUUUUCAUUUCUAUUUUUUAUAGAAUCUUCAGUGCUAUUGCACAAUUAUUAGCAGAUUAGAAACAUUUUUUUAAAUUUUACUCUAAGAGUAAAAAAUCACGUACUUAAAAAAAAUGAAAGAAAAGCCAAAUUUCUUGAUAAGUCUUUUGUAUCUCAGACAUUUCUUCCUCAAACUUCCCUUGAAAAUACCUCUGAAAUUUUUGUAGUUCACUGUAAGUGUCCUUUUUCUCAAAUUUUUCUUUUUUGAAAUUUUUCUACAAAAUUUGUUUCUUGAAAUCGUUUAGAUUUCUAAGAAAUUAUUUUUUAUUUCGAUUAUCUGAAAAAAAAUUUCCAUUUGCCACAGAGACUUUGGACAUUCCGAUGUGUUUUCCAACAUCCGUCCCAUUGUUUUUUCAAUUAAAUCUUCCAUUAAUCUUUAAAAAAAAAACAGACUGCUAUUUGUUAAUUCCAGUUUUCGUUAAAAACACGGCUCGAUAAAUUUGUAAACCGUGAAAAAAAAAUAGUUGAAACAACCGAGGCAAUAAGACUAGAAAUAUAUUACUGAAUGCCAAUUAAUAUUUUAUACUUACAAUUUAAAUCGACACCGACUGUUUUUGCUGUUAAAAAAAAUCGCCCAAUUGUAGCAGAUCGUCCGAAAUUCGUCGUUGUGCAUUUAAUCAAAAGUUAAAAAAGAAAAUAAAUAAAACGAGAGUGCAGAAUAACAGAGUAUUAUUAUAGAAAUAUAAUCAACCUGAGUUUCAGACGUUCUGCCCUGUCGUUAAAAUUGGAGAAGAUGAAUUGCAUUUAAAGAAAUGUUUUAGCACCACUCCUCCGAUUAUUUAAAAAAAAGAGUUGCGUCUUCGCGAAAAGACAAAAAAAAUCGACAACAAAUCUCAUAUGUCGUUUCAACUCUAAAACCGUAAACAUACACACACACACACUACUUAAGAUAAACUUAUCGUAAGAUUAAUCGAUUAAAAAUUCAGCCCGAUUAAUUCGGACUGCGGACUUGUCUUGUUAACUAUUGUAGGUGUAUAGUUAUAUAUUAUAGAUACCAUGCGCUAGCAGUGAUUUUGAUAACCUCAUAUCACGACGAUACUGAAAAAUGGACCAGCUUUUUUACUUUAGUUAUUCAUUUCAAAGAAAAAAACUUUGUAAAAGCUUUCCUAAAAAUGGGACGACUUUCAAUCGUAUAAAAUUUCACCAUUUUACCCUAAUGAAAAAUACCAGUGUUUUUUAAGAGAAACAAAAAAACUUUUUGACUUUGAGAAUUUUUCAAAAUCAAAUAAGAUUCAAAUCCCGAGAUUGGGAAUUGAAACAAUUUUUUAUAGAGAAAUUUUCCGCGUUUAGAAUGUAUAGCGAAUACAUUUUCUACAAGGUGAAUAUUAUGACAUUAAUAUCAGUGUAUUAAGAUUAAUAUUGUUUUGAUAAAAUUAAUAUUAUUAUUAAUAUUAAAUAAUAAAGGAAUAUUGAUAAUAAUAUUAAUUGACAAACAUUAAUAAUUGAAUGGUAUUAAGGAGAUUAUCUAUCGAUUGUCGACAAAUUGAAAUUUUUUAGAAAAUAAUUAUAAUGAAAAUAUAAUUCUGGAAUAGAUCAAGUUUUUCGACUAAAACCCAAAUGUCUUCCGAUACUUGAGGACUGAAGUUCGAACUGACUGAAUACCUACGAGAAUUUUUUUUGGCCAGAUUUAUUUUUUUUCUUAGUUAUAAUAUAUUAAUUUUGAGUGUUUUGGCGGCAUUUCUUUGAUAUAUAUUUCGUAAAAAAGACUUGACUACGAAGGCUACGGCAAAAUGACUCUUUCUACAUGGUAUAUACAUAUUAUAUAUAUAAAUAUAUAUAUUAUAUUAGUUAUAGUUUUUGUACAAAAGUACGCGCCCUUGCGUCUCGCCCAGCGAGCCGUUGCGCAUUGUAUUGUACACCACCCUUCCAUGUUGGUUUUAAUAUGCAUUAAAUAUAUUAUUUGAUUUAACAAUUAUAAAGAAGAUUGAUCUUUAAAUAAAGAUAUUGACACGGAAA
Molecule: messenger RNA, 4978 nt
Organism: Leptopilina boulardi
Lineage: Eukaryota; Metazoa; Arthropoda; Insecta; Hymenoptera; Figitidae
Gene: ckn
Product: caskin-1
Exons: 8
Coding region: 275-2698 (807 amino acids)
Biological process (GO): axonogenesis; cell surface receptor protein tyrosine phosphatase signaling pathway
Cellular component (GO): focal adhesion; axon
Molecular function (GO): signaling adaptor activity; protein phosphatase binding
Source: RefSeq, a predicted model, not a curated record